AUGAACACGGGUAUGCGGGCAGAUGUAACAUUCGAUGAUGACAAUGAAAGGUUUGACCUUAGCAAUCUCAUUCGCCAACAAAAUGCCGUCAGGACUAAUGCUUUUGAUCCUCAAUCUUCUGAAGAAUAUAGACGAAUGGGCCACAACUUCAGAAAAAAAGCAAGAAAAAUGCCAACAAGCAUCGCUAGAUCUAGAGAUAAGCUUUUACAGCAAAUUCAGAAAGAAAGAAAAGAGCGAUUAAACCACAUAAUAAAUCAAGCCUUAUAUCAACUACACCAAGGGAGACGAUUUGAUGACUUUGCAUACCAUGAUGGCAUGGAUAGCGAUGGCGAGAACAUAGAUGACUUCAAUACAAAUUUAGAAAGGUUGACCAAUACAAAAGUCAAUAAGGAUACAAUUAACACCAGGCGCAAUUUACCCGUUGAAGAUGAAAAAAUACUUAUGCAUUACGCAUUCCCAGUUAAUCUAAGAGUUGAAGGUUAUUUACAAACUCCAUUAGAAUAA
Molecule: messenger RNA, 504 nt
Organism: Pieris macdunnoughi
Lineage: Eukaryota; Metazoa; Arthropoda; Insecta; Lepidoptera; Pieridae
Source: the annotation of a GenBank genome assembly